Molecule: messenger RNA, 594 nt
Organism: Chenopodium quinoa (quinoa)
Lineage: Eukaryota; Viridiplantae; Streptophyta; Magnoliopsida; Caryophyllales; Amaranthaceae
Exons: 1
Coding region: 1-594 (197 amino acids)
Source: RefSeq, a predicted model, not a curated record
AUGGAUUAUGAGCUUUAUUACUACUGUUUCUUUUCUGUUCUCAUUAAUGGAGUUCCUUCCCCUCCAUUUGCUGCUGAGAAAGGGCUUAGACAAGGUGAUUCUAUGUCCCCCUUUCUCUUUGCUAUUGGUAUGGAAUAUCUCUCAAGGUGCUUAUAUGAGCUUGAUACUAUUCCUGACUUCAAUUACCACCCUAGUUGUGAAAAGCUUCAUUUGAGUCAUCUCAUGUUUACUGAUGAUUUGUUGUUGUUUGCUAGAGCUGAUGAAUGUUCUGUCAAGUUGCUUCUUCAAGCUUUCACUAAGUUCUCUUUAGCUUUUGGUCUUUCUACUAAUAUGGAUAAAAGUGAAGCUUAUUUUGGGGGGAUUUCUGACAAAACUCAGGUUGUUCUGCUGCAUAUCUUGGGAAUGGUUUCUGGUUCCAUUCCAUUUAGGUAUCUUGGGGUACCUUUAUCUUCUAAAAAGCUCACUAUUAGGAAAUGUAAGCCACUUAUUGAUAGAGUUACAGCAAGGAUCAAUGGGUGGGCUGCUAAGCAUCUAUCUAAUGCUGGGAGGAUGCAAUUGAUUAAGAGUGUGUUAUUUGGGGUUCAGACUUACUAG